Anthonomus grandis grandis is the source of this 1715-nucleotide messenger RNA. RefSeq names its product corneodesmosin-like. The transcript has 2 exons. Lineage: Eukaryota; Metazoa; Arthropoda; Insecta; Coleoptera; Curculionidae. Bases 150 to 1451 code for a protein of 433 amino acids. The record is from RefSeq and is a predicted model, not a curated record.
GACUCCGGGGGGGUCAGUGGGGGCACCGGACCAUCCACUUCAAAUAAAACCAGGGGCCCAAGCCGAAUUAGAUCAAAACUUCCGGGUUUUUUGUAUCACUAACAACUGGCCUACCGGCUCGUACCGGUCCAAUAAAGAACAUUUUCAAAAUGAGAAAAUUUUUGAUUAUCUCCGCCUUAGUAGCACUAUCAAACGCCCGGCCAGAACCACCAUCCGCCGGCUACAGUUACCCAGUACCUUCAGGGCCAACCCUCUCCCUCCCAGGACCUAGUAUUGGUGGCUCCCAUGGCAUAUCAAGCAUCAGUUUGGGCACCGGAAGUUCUAGCGGCGGUCAUGACAUUAGCCACAUUAGCCUUACCACAUCUGGAGGCGGCGGCAGCUACGGAGGCAGCAGCCUAAGCUUAGGAGGGCACAGCAGCAGCCUUAGUCUAGGAGGCCACGGCAGCAGCCUUAGCUUAGGAGGCCACGGCAGCAGCCUUAGCUUAGGAGGACACGGCAGCAGUCUCGGUGGUUUAGGAGGCCACGGAAGCAGCCUUGGUAGUUUGACAAGCCACGGAAGCGGUCACGGAAGCUCUUUUGCCAGCUCAGGAGGAUUUAGCAGUAGUAGUUUCAGUUCCGGUAGUCACGGUAGCGGAUCACUGCUGUCUGCGGGAGGAUUAGGUUCUUUUGGAGGCUCCUCGCUGCUUUCUGGUGGACACGGAUCGUCCUUCGGGUCCGGUAGUUCAUUUGGAGGUUCCAGUUCAUCAUUAAGUGGAUCUAGUGGCUCAUUUGGUGCAUCUAGCGGCUCAUUUGGAGGCUUUGGGGGUUCCUCAUCCCUCGGGGGUGGGUCUACCCUAGUCCAAAAGCACAUCUACGUGCACGUACCACCACCAGAACCAGAAGACUUAAGACCACAACGUGUUAUUCCCGUAGCUCCCGCUCAGAAGCACUACAAGAUCAUUUUCAUUAAAGCUCCAUCUGCACCCUCACCAACCGUCCCAGCUAUUCCUUUGCAACCUCAACACGAAGAGAAGACUUUGGUCUACGUACUCGUCAAGAAACCUGAGGAAGCACCAGAACUAUCUAUUCCCGCUCCAGUGCCUACGCAACCAAGUAAACCAGAAGUAUACUUCAUCCGUUAUAAGACUCAAAAAGAACAUUCUGCUGCUGGUAUUAGUGGUGGUGCCUCUCUCUCAUCUGGCUCGAGUUUCUCAGGUGCCUCUCUAUCGAGCGCCUCUCUAGGUGGUGCGUCUCUAUCAGGUGCGUCCCUAGGAGGUGCUAUUGAUGACAGUUCACUAGCUUUGGCUUCUGGUGGUAUUAGCGGAGGAUCUCUAUCUGGAGGCUUAGGAUCAUUCUCUUCAUCUCAUGGAUCUAGUUCCAGUAGCUCUUUUGUAUCAUCUGGCUCCUCGUCUGGUGGUAGCGGUUUGAGCACCUCCUACGGACCCCCCGGACACGUGCCCGGGCCCUAUUAAUUUUUUUUAGUAAAAUGUGAUGUCGGAGUUUGUCUAUGGACGUAAAAUUUUUUGUGGCUGACAAAAAGACUUUCUUUUAUGCUUAAGUGAUAUUGUAGUGAUACUUAAGGGCUCAUUGAUGUAAAUAAUGCCAUUGUAGCUUAGGAUUAUCAUUACUGAUACAUACAUAUUAGUCAUUUCUUGAAUCGUAAUCAUAAUUUAUUUAGUAAGUAAACGGUGACAAAUAUAGUUUAUAAGAAAUAAAUUAUUUUUUCUAUAUAUAAA